Epinephelus fuscoguttatus (brown-marbled grouper) is the source of this 2550-nucleotide messenger RNA. Its product is annotated as receptor-type tyrosine-protein phosphatase C-like. The transcript is spliced from 14 exons. Gene Ontology annotation, molecular function: protein binding. The coding region runs from base 573 to 2159 and encodes 528 amino acids. Lineage: Eukaryota; Metazoa; Chordata; Actinopteri; Perciformes; Serranidae. The record is from RefSeq and is a predicted model, not a curated record.
CUGGGUUGAGUUACCGAAUUGAUAUCCGGCGUCGUGAUACCGAUUAUUCUGAUUGCCAUUGUUAGGGUUAGUCGACCCAGGAUAGGUCUGGGUAACCCAGGAAAGGUUGAUCUCGCUUCAUGAUACAGGCCCCUGAAGGUAAGCUUGGAGUUCACUUACCAGCAGAUUAGUGACCUGCAGCAAAACAACGCUGAACUCCGCUCCACCUUAGCGGCGGUCACUUCAGAUGUAGAUCUCCUCAAAAAGGAAAAUAAACUCCUGAAGGAAACUGUCCUCGACGUGCAGUCCAGAAGCAUGAGAGACAAUUUAAUCAAUUCUGGCAUCCCGGAGAGCACGCCAGACAACCCGGAAGUCCAAGUAAAAAAGUUCAUGGUGACGGCCCUCAAGAUCCCGACGGAGACUGUCAACAACAUUACCUUUCACCGCGUCCACAGGCUCGGACCCCGAGGAGCUAAAGAAAGAGACUAGAGUUUCGCGGUCAGUGUGCAACUGUGACUGACACAACGUGAGGUCGUGUUCGUUUUCAGACGUGCCACAGCUUCGGACAAAAUCGAGUGUGCAAAGGCCUGGAUAUGGCAAGUGUCUGUCUCAAGAUCCUGCUGCUCUGGGCUGGGAUCAUCGCUGUGGCCAAUUCCAACAAACAGGCCCCUCCACCUCCGCAGUGUUCUUACAAUGUCACAACCAUCGUCUCUGGCUUCAGGAUUGACAUGAUGACAAGCUCUACCCCUGGCAACUACAUCAUAAUCAUUACAGACAAAGGCCGAAAUGAAUUCAGUGGAACCUCAUAUGAAAUCAAACAACUGAAGCCCUGUACUGAAUAUGAGCUCAGUGUUGCAUAUCGUGAUAAUGCUGGCAAUGAAACACUCUGUAACAGCACUCAAAGUAAAAUGAAUACAACUGAAAUGAAUGAAACAGACAUUAAAGAAGGCAGCUGCAUGCAUGGAUAUGUUUGUUACCAAAGUGAUUGGGACAUCAGCUCUUCACUAUCAACAUCCAAUAAUAUCCCAGCUCAGCCAUGCAAAAGCAGCAAUACAGAGCUCUGCAUUAAACCUGAUUACAAUGACACCUGCACUGAUCUGACUACAACCUUCACUUCAGGAGACUGUGCCAACACCUUCAGCCUCACCAAAAGCAUCACUGUCGCAGAUUUCUUAGAUCCAAAUAAAAUAAUUCAGAAACCUCCAACUGGACUUCCUGCAAAAAUAGAACGAGAAUUACCUGAACGCUGCACCAAUCUCACCGUUGUUUACACCUGUCAGGAUGAACUCGGUGACAUCAAGAAUGAGUCUGAGCUGGAGCCCUUCACACAUUACAACUGUACUGGUCACAUCAAGAACAACAAUGUCCCCAUUAAUCGAACCACUGAUAUCGAGUUCAUGAUCGACUGUGAUCUUACAAUAACAACAGAGUCAAAUGCAACCAUGACCUCCAUUGAUCUGACAUGGACCACGACCAGUCAGGACUGUCCAGUUCUUCCUGGUCUUCCAAAGCUUUCAUAUGACUGCAGUUGUGUCCCUCCUUCCAAACACACACCCAGUGCUGACAAAUCUCAAACAGGAGGAAUGUGUCGUUUCACUGAACUGGAUCCAUUCACCAUGUAUAAGUGUAAAGUUCAACCCAAGUACAACUACGAGGAAGUUGCCAGUCCAUCUCCAGUUACUGAGUUUCAGACUGAGCCUGGAAAACCAGAAGAUAUUCCUCAUGUGGAGUGGAGUAAUCCGGAGCAUAACGUGGUCAGAGUAAGCUGUACUUAUGGAAAACGCUUUAAUGGACCUCAGAAGGAAUACAUUGCACAUCUGUAUUAUAAUGGUGUCCAUCAGGAGAAGAAGACUUCACCAGGCCUACAUAACUGCAAAUUUGAAUUUAAAGAUCUAAGCUACUUAACGGAAUAUGAAGUGAAGGUGUUUGCUUUCAACGGACACCAUUACAGCAACCCCAAGAUAAUAACUGUGACCACUUCCUACAAUUCUAAAGCUCUCAUUGGUUGUUUGGUCGUCUUCAUCAUUGUAUUUGUGGCCUUGGUUGUGGUGGUCUACAAGAUCUACAUUCCGUGGCGCAAAAAGUCCAGAAAUGAUGUGAAUGACGAUAUGAUGCUUGAACAAACAGCAAUUUAUGUUAAUGUUCCUCAACAUCAACACCGCCGUGAAGACAAACGCUGAUGAAGAAAGGCCUGAUGGAGCUGCCAACCAAAUCAUCAUCAUUCGUCUAACUUCUGCCGGUCCUUAAUAGGCCUUUUACUCUUUUUACAUUGGCAAUAGUCUAAUUAGGAUAAGAUAGACUGAUGAUGCUUUGCUUGACAGAGGUACAACAUGUUGUUAAGUGGUUAUUUUUGUUGGAGCUGCCAUUUUCUCGUUAAACUUUUAAUCUUGGUGACAUGAGAUGAGAUGAUGAGACAAACUUGGUCAAGUUUAAGGUUACACAAUUUAAGACUAAUGAAAUAACAUUGCAAAGUUUUAGAUCCCGACCAUAAAAGUGGCUUUGAGUAUCGAACGCUCAAGUCAAAAGUGAACAAAGCAUUUGGGUCAAUAGCUGUGUGAACAGUGUACAGUU